Paramecium octaurelia is the source of this 348-nucleotide messenger RNA. NCBI's taxonomy places the organism in Eukaryota, Ciliophora, Oligohymenophorea, Peniculida, Parameciidae. The record is from the annotation of a GenBank genome assembly.
AUGUAAAAGGAAAUUGAAGCGAUAAUUAACACUAAUUAUUAUAAACAUAAUCAAUAGACUAAAGUAUCUCUACUUAUAUAUUUUAAUGUAAAAACUAUUAGUGUUGCCGAUAUUGAUCCAAAUCCAAAAGGAACUAAAUAAUAUCCCAAGGUUACAAUCAAGGACAGAAUAGUAAUACAACCAGAGAGAGCUAAAAUCUAGAUUGUUGGCAACUAUUAAACUUCCAGUUCAUUAAUGGAUAUAUACACAAACAUUUAGAGAAUGCACAUAAAUCAGGAUUUCGCUAGAUAGAUUAAUAAGAUUACAUAAAAUAAUUCAUAUCGAAAACAUUCUAUAAGCUUCCACUGA